Messenger RNA from Rhododendron vialii, 867 nucleotides. RefSeq names its product heavy metal-associated isoprenylated plant protein 7-like. Gene Ontology annotation, molecular function: metal ion binding. The record is from RefSeq and is a predicted model, not a curated record. Bases 125 to 784 code for a protein of 219 amino acids. The transcript has 5 exons. Lineage: Eukaryota; Viridiplantae; Streptophyta; Magnoliopsida; Ericales; Ericaceae.
GGGUUUCCUAUUCGUGUGUGUGUGUGUCUAUAUAUAUAUAUAUAUAUAUAUAUGUCUGAGCAUUAGAGGUCUGAGACUCUAGCUACUCUGUAAUUGUUGUAUCCAGGGAUCUUUCAUUUAGAAAAUGGGGAAGAACGAGAACCAAAAUGCGCAAAACCCUGAGGGUGUGAUUGUGUUGGGCGUCUACAUGCACUGCCAGGGAUGCGCCGAUACCAUCGUCAACCAUUUGCGUGGAUUCGACGGCGUUGAACAAAUUGAGACGGAUAUGAAAACUCACAGAGUCAUUGUGAAGGGCAAAAAUGCUGACCCGAGGAAAGUGGUGGAUAGGCUUCGAAAGAAGACUGAAAAACACAUCCAUCUCAUUUCUCCAACUCUCAAAGUGGAAGAAAAAAAGGAACAGAAAAAAGAAGAGCCGAAGAUUUUCGAAGUGGUGAUGAAGAUUCUCAUGCAUUGUGAAGGUUGUGCAGAGGAUAUCAAGUACCGCAUUCAUAAGAUGCAGGAAGUUCACACCGUGGAGACAGACAUGAAGAACGCACAAGUGACUGUCAAAGGAGAGUUUGAACCAAAGAAGCUAGUGGAGUACAUCCACAAAAAGGCAGGCAAACAUGCAGUGAUUGUGAAGCAAACACCACCAAAGAGGAAAGAAGACGAGAAGGAAAAGGAAAAGGAAAAGGAUUGCGAAAAAUUUAACCCCUGCGAGUAUUACCAGAUUCAUCCACCAGGACUAGUCUACGCGCCUCAGCUUUUUAGUGACGAAAAUCCUAAUGCCUGCUCCGUGAUGUAGAUAGAAAAAAAGUGACCCACUGAAUAUUAUAGGUAGAGAGUUCUAGGACUGAAAAUUGGCCUUCUUGUUCUUAAUUGACUCGU